AUUUAUGUUUACUACGGGCUCGGCAGUCGAAUGCCAUCGCGCCAAGCGGACGCGCGUUCUAAUUAUAAAAAUAAAAUAAAAAAAGAAAUUUCGCGCGGGAAUUAGUGUUUUUUUUUGUGAAGUGGCCAGUGUUUGUAGGAAAGUGGACUGAACCAUAAAGUUGGGAGUUUGCUGCAGAGUUUAAAAAACACUAAGGAGUGUUUAUAGCUGACAAAUAGCAAAACUUAUUGUUUCAAGAAUAUUUUGACACAAUUUUCAAAUUACCAAAAACUUUAAAAGACACUUUACAGGUGAAAAUUUACAACUUCAGUGAAAAUGAAUAGUGAAAAAUAAAUAUUAGCCUUUAAACAAUAGGCACUUAAUACGUAAUGCUUGGCGAACCCAAUUGAAGUUCACAAAAACUUUAAAAAACUAUCGUUAGAAUAUUUUUAUGAAAAAUUCUUAACUGUUCUAAAAAAACCUAAAACCCAUCAGCUUUUCCUGAAGAGCCUCCGUAGUUUUCAAAUCCAAAUGACUCAUAUAAGCUGACAGUGUUACCAGCUGUAGUGAAAUAAAUAAUGGCUGAAUGGUUUAAGCGUGUUAAAAAAUGGAGUGGUGUAUCCAGGCAACCAGAAAACCCUGAUCUGACGAGGAGCCAGUACUCCCUGGUGUCAACUGGGGAGCUGACCGCCGAAGCUGUUCAAGUAUGGCUGAAGCUGCCUAAGAAGAUCAAGUAUGACCCUGAGUUGGAGCCGUUCCAGAAGCGAUAUGAAAAGGACAUUGCAAGCAAACAAGAGGGUACACAAUUAAAACUGAAGAACGGUGUGACACCGGAGUCGAAGAAGCGACUGCCCCUGGUCAAGUCCGCGCCACAUCUGAACAACAAUAGGGUGGAAGAAAUUCCUAACGUUGAUGGAAGGCUGGAUGGUGUGGAGAUACAUAGCUCGGGCAAGGAUGGAGGAUCAGAUAAUGACUCCUCACCUAAACGGCAUACUAAGAUGGCAGCGGCGGGGCAUUACCUGAAGAUGACUCUGCUGCUGGCGUGCUGGGUCUUCUUCACGCUGAUAUUCAUGAUGUACAAUGAACGGGAGGAGAUCGUACUGUACUCCUCCGUACACCCUGGAGAAACUAAGAAUUACGUACUAAACAUAUCAGACAGCCAGCUAUCCAUGCUAGUGAAAUUAUCGGGACCGUUUUACACGGAGCAAGCGGAAGAGAGGCUGAACAAAUCAAAACUCAAAGAUGCAAGACGGAUGGAAGUCUGGCUUGAGAGAUGGGUGGUAGAUGGCCAGGGGCCUAUUAUAGAACCUGAUGAAACUGAUAAAGAGAUAUCGAAAACCUGGCCGAUACUCUUGCAAGAAGAAGACCUAGACUUCAGCGAGGGGGAGUCCCGGUCGUCCAUCUUGGCUCUACAUUCAAAUCUGACCAAUCAGAGCGGCGUGUACGCAUUACGUAUGCGCACGACAGCCAAUCAGACAGCGCCGUUUACGAUGAAGUACACGAUUAGUCCGCUAGAUGCCAGCAGUGGUGUUUUAUAUGCCUGCAUCUUACUAUGUGGACUGUAUGUGCUUAUUAUUUUUGAGAUCAUCAACCGAACCAUGGCAGCGAUACUAAUAGCCACAACGUCACUCGCAGUUCUGUCUCUGAUCGGCCAGAGACCUUCCGUGCCAGAGCUGGUGUCUUGGCUGGACAUGGAGACGCUACUGCUGCUGUUCAGCAUGAUGAUCCUCGUGGCUAUAAUGGCGGAAACUGGGAUGUUUGAUUUUCUAGCUGUAUUUACUUUUGAGGUCACAAAAGGCAAGCUCUGGCCGCUCAUAACGUUACUCUGUGCCAUCACGGCGUUCCUUUCCACGUUUCUGGACAAUGUGACUACUGUUCUACUGAUGACACCAGUAACGAUCAGGCUCUGUGAGGUAAUGGACAUGGAUCCAGUGCCUAUACUGAUGUCGAUGGUGCUGUUCAGCAACAUAGGCGGCACCGCCACGCCCGUGGGGGAUCCACCGAACGUCAUUAUUGCUUCUAACAAGGCUGUUGUGCAAUCUGGCAUCAAUUUCACAAACUUCACAAUGCACAUGAGCCUGGGCAUCCUCCUCGUGUGCGUGCAGACGUACUUCCAGCUCAGAUUCAUUUACAGAGACACCAACAAGCUGAGACUCAACGUUCCCAGGGACAUACAAGAUCUCCGCCAUCAAAUCUCCAUAUGGCGUCGCGCUAUCGAGUCUCUGCCUCACCUGAGCAGAGACCAGCAAGUGGUGAGAGAGAGACUCGAGAGGAAGAUGAACAAGCUGACGGCGCAACUGGCGACCAUGGUCAAAGAGAGCAGCAAGAGAGUCUGCCCGAAAGAGACUUUUCAGACUACUUUGGGACAGUUGAAGGAAAAAUAUAAAAUCCGCGACAAAAUGUUGCUGCUGAAAUCUACAGUCGCGAUAACCUUUGUUGUGGCUGUCUUCUUCUUGCAUUCGAUUCCUGAACUGAACCGCGUAUCUCUGGGCUGGACGGCGCUGUUAGGAGCGAUCCUUCUGCUGACGCUGGCUGACCGCGAGGAUCUGGAGCCCAUACUGCACAGGGUGGAAUGGUCCACGCUACUGUUCUUUGCUGCGCUCUUUGUUUUGAUGGAGGCUCUCUCCAAACUUGGCCUGAUAGAGUUCAUAGGAGGUCUGACAGAAUCUCUUAUACUCAGAGUGGAUGAAAAUGGCAGACUAGCCGUAGCGCUGCUGCUAUUAUUGUGGGUAUCAGGCAUAACGUCAGCAUUCGUGGACAACAUACCACUCACCACCAUGAUGGUGCGCGUGGUCAUCGCUUUGGGCUCCAACCCGACUCUGAACCUGCCCAUCACUCCACUGAUAUGGGCCCUGUCCUUCGGCGCUUGUUUAGGAGGUAACGGCACCAUAAUCGGCGCAAGCGCAAACGUGGUGUGCGCGGGCGUGGCCGAACAGCACGGCUACCGGUUCACCUUCAUGCAAUUCUUCAAGAUCGGCUUCCCCGUCAUGAUCGGACAUCUUAUAGUCGCUUCGGGCUAUCUCCUCCUCUGCCAUUGCGUGUUCACUUGGCACUGAGGACCUAAGGCUGAGAUCUAUAGAGCGUACUUUGACUUUUCUCAGACUCUCUCCGUCACUCGCUCCAUACAAACGUAGUUCCAAUUUCAUUUGAAUAUUAAGCA
Messenger RNA from Maniola jurtina (meadow brown), 3139 nucleotides. Its product is annotated as P protein-like. NCBI's taxonomy places the organism in Eukaryota, Metazoa, Arthropoda, Insecta, Lepidoptera, Nymphalidae. The record is from RefSeq and is a predicted model, not a curated record. Gene Ontology annotation, cellular component: membrane. The coding region runs from base 558 to 3035 and encodes 825 amino acids. The transcript has 17 exons. Gene Ontology annotation, biological process: transmembrane transport.